AUGACUGCGGGGCUGUGUGUGUGCGUGGUGCUGGCGGUCUUGUGUGCAAGCUGUUUGGGGCUGCCCCUCUCCUCCCUGCCCCUCGAUGAGGGCCAGCGCUCCAUCUCGGCUCCCUCUGAAGCUCUCCUCCGGGCUGACACCCACACCUUGGGGGAGCCCCACCUCCGACACAGCCGCUCGGCCCCCCAGCUGAAGGCUCUCCCCCUGGCCGAGGAGGACGCAGACUCCCGGGCCAACCUCAGCGAGCUGCUGGCAAGACUCAUCUCCUCCAGGAAAGGCUCCGUUCGUAGAAACUCCACGGCGAACAGCAGAGGUGGGGGACUGAGCACCAACCACCGGAUAGCAGACAGGGACUACAUGGGCUGGAUGGAUUUCGGCCGCCGCAGCGCAGAGGAGUACGAGUACUCCUCAUAAAGGGGGGGAAAGUCACAAUCCAUAACUCCCUCCUCCUGUGCUGGCACAAAAGAAGAGAAAAUUUA
Salarias fasciatus (jewelled blenny) is the source of this 479-nucleotide messenger RNA. Its product is annotated as cholecystokinin-like. Gene Ontology annotation, biological process: digestion. NCBI's taxonomy places the organism in Eukaryota, Metazoa, Chordata, Actinopteri, Blenniiformes, Blenniidae. Gene Ontology annotation, cellular component: axon; extracellular region. The transcript is spliced from 3 exons. Bases 1 to 414 code for a protein of 137 amino acids. The record is from RefSeq and is a predicted model, not a curated record. Gene Ontology annotation, molecular function: neuropeptide hormone activity.